CAGCAUGCCACAGUGCCCACUGCCCCCUCCGAGAAACGUUAGAGCGCCUGGCCCCGAGACUGCAUCCCCAUGUUGCCGACUACAGCUCGGGAUGUCUUCUGUCGACUGUCCACCUACCUGGAAGAGCUCGAGGCUGGGGAACUGAAGAAAUUCAAAUUAUACCUGGGGACUGCAGAGGAACCGGGCCCGGAUAAGAUCCCCUGGGGACGAAUGGAGACGGCUGGUCCUCUGGAAAUGGCCCAGCUGAUGGUGGCCCAUAUGGGGACAAGGGGGGCUUGGCUGCUGGCUCUCAGCACCUUUGAGAGGAUCCACAGGAAGGACCUGUGGGAGCGAGGACAGAGAGAAGACCUGGUGAUGGUCACUCCGAAUAAUGGCGCAUGCUCGCUUGAGAGCCAGUCAGCUUGCCUUCUGGAUGUCUCUGCUAGUGCUCCAAGGAAAGAUCCCCAGGCAACCUACAAAGACUAUGUCCGUAGGAAAUUCCGGCUAAUAGAAGACCGCAAUGCGCGACUCGGUGAAUGUGUCAACCUGAGCCACCGUUACACCCGGCCUCUAUUAGUAAAGGAACACUCAAAUCCUGUCUGGGCACAGCAGAAACUUCUGGGUACAGGAUGGGGAUACGCUAGGACCAGGGGCCACCAGGCUAGCCCUAUCCAAAUGGAGACCCUCUUUGAGCCAGACGAAGAGCGCCCCGAGCCACCAGGCACGGUGGUGUUACAAGGGGCCGCAGGGAUGGGGAAGUCCAUGCUGGCCCACAAAGUGAUGUUGGACUGGGCCGACGGGAGGCUCUUCCAAGGUCGGUUCGAUUAUGUCUUCUACAUCAGCUGCAGGGAGCUGAACAGAAGCCAUGUCCAGUGCAGCGCACGCGACCUCAUCUCCAGCUGCUGGCCCGAGCCGGGUGCACCCCUCCAGGACCUCAUCCGGGCUCCCGAUCGCCUCCUAGUCAUCAUUGAUGGCUUCGAUGAGCUGCAUCCUUCUUUCCAUGAUGCUAAGGGUCCCUGGUGUCUCUGCUGGGAGGAGAAACGACCCACAGAACUCCUCCUCGGCAGCCUGAUUCGGAGGUCGCUUCUGCCCCGACUCUCUUUGCUCAUCACCACACGACCCUGUGCUCUGGAGAAGCUGCAUGGCUUGCUGGAACACCCCAGGCACGUGGAGAUCCUGGGCUUCUCCGAGGCAGAGAGGAAGGAGUACUUCUACAAGUAUUUUCAUAACACUGGGCAAGCGAACCAAGUGUUCAGCUUCAUGAUGGACAACGAGCCCCUCUUCACCAUGUGUUUUGUGCCCAUGCUGUCCUGGGUGGUCUGCACCUGCCUCAAGCAGCAGCUGGAAAGCGGGGAGCUUUUAAGACAAACGUCUAGGACCACCACGGCGGUUUACAUGUUCUACCUUCUGAGUCUGAUGCAGCCCAAGCCAGGGACCCCGACCUUCAAAGUCCCAGCCAGCCACAGAGGCCUGGUCUCUCUGGCUGCAGAGGGCCUCUGGAAUCAGAAGAUCCUAUUUGAGGAACAGGACCUCGGUAAACACGGCCUAGAUGGAGCGGAUGUCUCCACCUUCCUCAACGUGAAUAUCUUCCAGAAGGACAUCAAGUGCGAGAAAUUCUACAGCUUCAUCCACCUGAGUUUCCAGGAAUUCUUCGCAGCCAUGUACUGUGCCCUGCAUGGCAGAGAGACAGUGAGGAGAGCGUUGGUUGAGUACGGCUUCUCGGAAAGGAACUUCUUGGCCCUCACCGUCCGCUUCCUGUUCGGCCUCCUCAAUGAGGAGAUGAGAUGUUACCUGGAGAAGAAUCUGGGCUGGACCAUCUCCCCUCAGGUCAAGGAGGAAGUGUUGGCGUGGAUCCGAGACAAGGCUCACAGUGAAGGAUCCACCCUGCAGCGUGGGUCCCUGGAGCUCCUCAGCUGCUUGUAUGAGAUCCAGGAGGAAGACUUCAUCCAGCAGGCGCUGAGCCACUUUGAAGUGGUGGUAGUCAGCAACAUCGCGACCAAGAUGGAGCACGUGGUAUGCUCCUUUUGCUUGAGGUACUGCAGGAGCGCGGUGGUAAUUCAUUUGUACGCCAGUACCUACAGUCCAAGCACAGAGGACGACCCGGCGGCACCUUCAGGAGGCCCGCCUCUGUCCGAACCCUUACAGGAGAGGAACACACUUCCUGAUGUCUACAGUGCACAUCUCUCGGCAGCUGUCUGCACCAACCCAAACCUGAUCGAGCUGGCCUUGUACCGCAACGCCUUGGGCAGCCGGGGUGUGCGGCUGCUCUGCCAGGGCCUCAGACAUGCCAACUGCAAGAUUCAAAACCUGAGGCUGAAGAGGUGUCAGGUCUCCGAAUCAGCCUGCCAGGACCUGGCAGCGGCUCUCAUCACCAACAGGAAUUUAACCAGGCUGGACCUCAGUGGCAACAGCAUUGGGGUGCCAGGCCUGGAACUGCUCUGUGAGGGCCUGCGGCACCCCAGGUGUAGGCUGCAGAUGAUCCAGCUGAGGAAGUGUCUUCUGGAGGCCACAGCUGGAGGAGCGAUCGCCUCUGUUCUCAGCAACAACUCACAUCUGGUGGAGCUGGACCUGACAGGAAACCCCUUGGAGGACUUGGGACUGAAGCUGCUGUGUCAAGGGUUGAGACACCCAGUCUGCAGGCUGCGCACCUUGUGGCUGAAGAUUUGCCACCUGGGCCAGGCUGCCUGUGAAGAUCUGGCCUUCAGCCUCAGCAUGAACCAGAGCCUGAUGGAGCUGGACCUAGGUCUGAAUGACCUUGGGGAUCCCGGAGUGCUUCUGCUGUGUAAGGGCCUCGGGCACCCAGACUGCAAACUCCAGACCCUCCGGUUGGGCAUUUGCCGGCUGGGCGCAGACGCAUGCUCAGGGCUUGCCCGAGUGCUCCAGGUCAACUCUUGCCUCCGAGAGCUGGACCUGAGCUUCAAUGACUUGGGAGACAGGGGCCUGUGGCUGCUGGGGGAAGGACUGCGGCACCCGUCCUGCAGACUCCAGAAGCUGUGGCUGGACAGCUGUGGCCUCACGUCGAAAGCGUGUGAGGACCUUUCUUCCAUCCUAGGAGCCAACCAGACCCUAAAUGAGCUUUAUUUGACCAACAAUGCCCUGGGGGACACAGGGGUCCGGCUGCUGUGCAAGAGGCUGAGACAUCCAGGCUGCAAACUUCGAGUCCUGUGGCUGUUUGGAAUGGACCUGAACAAAAUGACCCACAAGAGGCUGGCAGCACUUCGAGUCACAAAACCGUACUUGGAUAUUGGGUGCUGAGCCCUCCUGCAGAAUGGAAGCGAUCCCAACCUUGAAUCCCUCAGACAGCUGUGACCCAGCACUUGAGAGGCAGAACUUUUUAAGGACAGCUUCUGCUACAUGGUGAGGUGGAGUCGAGGACUGGAAAUUCAAGGUUGUGCUCAGAAACCAGGGGGGGCUCCAUGAGACUGUCUUGGGGCAAGGAGGCCCAGAAAGUGCAGGUUGACAAAAAUGUUCCUUCUGCUUAAAUCAUAAACACUCAACCUCUGACGAAGCUCUUUGGAUUUGGAUGCCGACACCAUGCACAUCAUUUAGGAUGUGGACUGGCUGUUUAGCAGGUUUGAUAAGCGGUAAUAGAGAAUACGUGGGGAAAUUUUAAAAAAAAUCUGGGAGUCCCGGACAUUUCCCCCACUGGGCUAAGACUCCCACCUGCUGGCCAAAGUAUGGAACUACAACAGAUUAAAAUAUGCCCAGAGAGGGUUUGGCCUGGUGUGUGUGUUGAGAGGCUUCUCUGUGUAGCCUUGGUUGUCCUGGAUCUUCCCUGUAGACCAGGCUGGCUUCAAACUCAGUUCUGCUUGCCUCUGCUGCCAGACCCAGAAUUAUUUGUGCACAGUGCAAGUGAAUUGUCCAGAAGCAAUUUAAGAAAUAGCAAUGACUCCAGAAUCCUUACAGAUGGAGGGGUGGCCCAUACUUCCCUGUCUGGAUAUCAGCUGAUACCAUGGAAAAUUUUCUCAUUUCCUACUUCAUAACUCAACAAUGUACUUACAACCUGGGAAACUAUACACUUGUCCCCAGAAGCUAAGGGUCCAAAGUGGGCUGGCCUGCAAAUCCAAGGUUCCAGAGGCGCCAGGUCUAGGAUACUCUAGAACUGGUUAUAUCCACUAUGCACAAUGAGGCCUCAGAACAUGCAGUGUGCUGGGCAUAUGGAUCAGUUCCAUACUGGCUGCCUAGCAUGUACCAUACCUAUACUCUGUCCUCAGGCACUGUAGAGCUUGAAUGUGACGGGCCCAUGGUUAAAAAAAAUAACGCCUGGGUUUGGAAAGUGCUGUGCAUGGUGGUUUUAGGAGGCAAAGGGCGGCCACUCAAGACCAGGGAACUAUAUCACUAUAAAACAAAUCACUAUGGUAGAGGCUCAGAGAACCUGGGUUGUAACUCCAGUACCUACAGGACCGCUUAUAACUAUGGUAACCCCAGGUCUGGUGUUAAUAUGGUAAAGAUUGAAACCUGUAAAGGAGCGGGCUUAAAUUAAAAAACUUAAAAGCCUGUGGUCAGACAUCAUGGCACCUACAAUGCUAGCAGCCAGGGGGCAGUCAGGCCAGCCAGGUGAACUUAGGCUCCCGUAAGACUUGGCCUGAUAACAUUUCUAAGGCAGCUAAACCACCUGGUCGGCCUAAGUUCCAAGAUUGCUCAACCACCUGGACCUUACAGCCUGUUGCAACAGCAUCUCCCAGGUGGCUUGGACUCUACCUCCGCGGUAGUUUAAGGGCCUUGGCUCACCUUUCCCCUAGAUACCUCCCACCCUGUCCCUAAAUACCACGAUGCUUCUCUGCAGAUUUUUUCACAGUACCUGAAACCAUUAAUUUGGUGAGGACCCUAACAGGAGCACCUGCCAGGCAAACCGGCCCUUCAGGUGAGAUGCCUGGGCUAGAAAACUAGCCUCAGUCUGAGGAAGAGGGCAGCCGGUUAACGUGGGGGUGGGGGCAUGCCAAAUGGAAGGUGGACCAGAAGUCUCCCUGGCACUGAUUUAAUCCACAUGUUGAAAUGGCCAGCCUGGAAGGGUAGUGACUCAGACCUACAUGGAAAUUUGAGGCCCGUACAGUUAGCUACAUAUCAGAAGCUGUAAAAAAAUCAAACUGGGCCCUUGAGAUGACCCAGCAAACAGGCAUUAUGGCUUGAGUACCAGGAAAUCGCAUGGAAGCAAACCUGUCAUACCCAACCCUGCCACACACCAAAUAAAAUACCAAAAGCCAAGUGCCAAGAGAACCAGACUUUAUUGAUCUUUACCGAGUUAAUUAAUGUG
Molecule: messenger RNA, 5233 nt
Organism: Peromyscus maniculatus bairdii (prairie deer mouse)
Lineage: Eukaryota; Metazoa; Chordata; Mammalia; Rodentia; Cricetidae
Gene: Nlrp12
Product: NLR family pyrin domain containing 12
Biological process (GO): positive regulation of MHC class I biosynthetic process; negative regulation of canonical NF-kappaB signal transduction; cellular response to cytokine stimulus
Cellular component (GO): cytoplasm
Molecular function (GO): protein binding
Source: RefSeq, a predicted model, not a curated record